ACUGCGUUUUCGAGCUCAUUGAGAAUGAAUGAAUCGUUUCGUCCCGUUCAGUUCCGCUCGGUUCCGUUCAUUUUUAUAGUGCGCUUCCCGUGUACGUAAUUCCGCUAAAACGCUUUGGAGUUGAAUUGCGCCAGUUUGUAAUACGCGCACUUCUCAAUUUUAAGAAUUAAGUUUAGACUAUGUAACUAUCGCGAUGAUUAGUCGGUCAUCACCUCGGCUUUUAUUCUUACCUGAAGAAUUAAAGGCAUGGACAAUAUUGAACACAGUGAUAUUUGUUUCUCCUGGUCGGACAGUGUAUGAGACAUUUUUAUCAGCCAGCUGAACCUGUAUUGUUGUAUGUCAUGCUGUAAAGGAAAACAGUUGCGAUUGUUAUAAUCUGAUUGGCUCUCUCUCCGAAGUAAGCUAACUACACUGCCCACCCUCUGUUUAUAUGAAUGCCCUACAGUUUCUUCCUUCCAUUGAGAAGAAAAUAGAAUCGCGGGCUCAUGGCUUCUAAUGAUUACCGUGGUUACUCUCAGGAUCCUUCCGAAAUGGAACACGGUCAGGCUCGUUUACAUCCCAUUCAGAGCACGAGAGGGACCUGCAGACCACUCGUUCUGGGAACGCUGGUUGUUAUGGGAGUGCUUCAGGUUGCAUCGAGUGUCGCGAUUUUGUUACACCUAACAGGUUACCUACAUGAGGUGGACUUCUCUUCAGAUUAUUCUGUCACGGAGAUGCCAGAUGAGGGAGUACAGGUUGGACCAAUCCGUGCUGAUGCACUGAAGGAUCCGAGGAAAAAAGAGAGGCAGAGAUGCUCAAAGCACCAAAGGGAGGCAGUGCCAGCGGCCCAUCUACCCAUCAUGGUCCCCAUCAACUACGUCAAGAAGGGAGAAAUUCAAGCAACGAUGAUACACUGGAAGGAAGCCCAGGGACACCUACAUAAAAUCAGAUACCACGAUGGACGCAUUUUGAUCCAAGAGGUGGGACUUUACGUCGUAUACGUUAAAACCUGCUUCCGGUACUAUGAGGAACUUACUAAGCCAGAAUUUCUGCAAGACGGCAACACGCAGCUCAUCCAGUACGUGUACCAUGAGAAGCACACACAGAACACAAUCAAACCCAUGGUCAUUAUGAAAAGUGGGAGCACCAAGCGCUGGAAGAACGGGGUCUACAACAUGUACUGUGAGCAGCAGAGCGGCAUCUUUACAUUGAAGGAGGGCGAUGGCCUAUUUGUCAAUGUGUCCAACUCAUGGCUGUUGGACCCAGAUCCAGAGGGGAGUUACUUUGGUGCUUUUAAGAUAAGUAACUGAACGCACGCAUCUUGCUACUGAACAUGGUUGUGCGUGCGGCCCAACCUAUGAACAUUUUGAUCAAGAACCACUGAAAACAUAUUUGCAAGUUUUGAGCUUUUGUACAGUAUGUGUCAAGAACGAUUCUAAGAAUGUGCGGAAUUUCAAAAUUCAACAACAUUCUUAUAGUAGAAUUCAGUGCAACGCUUCCUAUUCAUCAUCGUCUAUUCAGGGUAUAAUUGAAAAAAGUAAAAUUUUGGAAAAAAAAAACACUAAAUUUGAAAUUAGCAACUAGAGAAUAGCCUUUUUCAAAAUUUUCUAAAUUGAUACUUAUUGUGAUUGUUAUAAUGUAGCCUGACAGUUACAUGUCUCUUCAGUUUCUAAAAUAUUGCUUUGCAAUGUAUGUGAGUGAGCUCUUUUGAAACUCCUAAUGUGUUUUCUAUCCCUAAUUUUAUAUAUUUUAUUUAGCUUUUGUACAAAAUUUUUACAGUCGUUGUUGUUUUUUUUUUUUUUUACAACUUAAACAGUCAUGCAUAAUUUAAAAUGCCUUUAUUGGUACUGAAAACUGGGCACUGCAUCUGAAUGUAAACAUUCACUGUCUGACCUUUGAUGUGUCAAUAAUAAUGCGACAGUGGUCAGUUUAAUUUGCUGAAUUAAUGUAUUAUAUGUAAAAUAUCAAGCAUUUUCUCUAUGAUUUUGAUACAGAUUGAAAAGGCUGUGUAAGACCAAAACUAUAACUGUGAGUAAUCUGUUACAGAUUCAGAAAAGCACACAAGCCUGACAUCCCUCUACUGCGGUAGCGUAUGUAUUGAGAGUAGUGGUGACAGUUUGUGGUGUUUAAGUCUUUAAAGAUACAGACAUGUGACUUUUCUGUGUCGUGUCCCAUGGAUGCAAUAAGGGAGGAUUCUGCUAAGUUUAUAAGGCUAUUGCUGGUCCUACGGGGUAAUGUGGUUGAAACUGAGAGGAUAAGGGGCACAUAUAUUUUCUAUAAUUAUUUUGUAAUAAAGCAUGUAUUAUGUAGAUUGAAAUGUUAAGAAAAUGCAGUAUUGUGGCUUCUAAGGAUGAGAAUGGCUUAAGUCAUACUCAGGUUGUGGAGGUCCAAGGUUCACGUAUCUCUGUGUUUUUUAAUUUCUCUUGUUAAAUCUUAAACAGUAACUCCCAUGCUUAAUAAAUCACAAAGCAAGGUAUGUCGUUUGUAGGUAAUUCAUUAAGGUUUGUGUAAAUACCAAUGCUUUUGUCACAAGUGACUUAACAGUCAGUGUGGUGUGAUGCAUUUGGUGCCUAAGAUUAGAUGGCAUGCAUAAACAUCAAUCUAUGAUUUCCGGUAAAUAAAAAAAUAUAUGUAUAUGCAUUGGUGCAAGAACAAUGCUACAGCUGUCGAUAGUUAAAAAUACCGCAGCUGAUGUUUAGACCAGUUUGGCCACAAAAGUGGUAAGUCUGAAAGAAAGACUUAUAUACGCUGUAGCCUCCAGGAAGCGAUUUUGACAUCUGUGAGGUGCAGCGUAGGGCCGCCUUCCUCACUGAGGCCUGGGCUCUGCACCUUUGGUCACUUCAUACGCUGCGGCUUCAGUGAGCCGUGGUCUGCAGUCCCGAGCGUUAUGUGCACGGCUCUAAAUGGGAUGUGGAAAUAAAUAGGUUUUGGACGAAAAGCAAAAUACACAGACAAUUAAAAAGAAAAAAAAAACAUGAGCUAAAGAUAGCUGGACUGUCUGCCUGUCAUUUUGAGAACUGAAAAUCUUAAGCAAGAUUGUGGUGAGACCAAAUUGACUUUGGUACAUCAUUUAUAAAUUAAAAACAACAAUCUUUUUUGUGUUCGCCUCAUAGCAGGGCGUCGAGGAAAUGCACUUAAUUGUAUUUAUUUAUUUGUUUAUGGACAAUAGUAAUAAUUCACUGACAGUUCACUCUAGAAUGUUCUGUCUAUUGAAAAAUGAAUGUACCUGUGUUUGCAUUCAUUUGUUUUGUAGUUUUAGGAAUAUUGACAGCACUUAAAAGAGUAGCUUUGUUGUAGUUAGCUUUUAAUCAAAGGUGCUUUUCUCUUACAUGAAACAGGACAGUUUCUCUGAAAACUAACUCCUGAGUUUUUUUUUUCCAAAUAGACAAUUCUGUGUGCAAAUGCCUGAGACGCCAAAGCAUAAAAUAGUUAAGUUAUGUAAAAUAGCUCAAUAAAAUGUGUUUUAUAAUAUUUGUUAUUUAUAUCUCUUAAAGUAACAAAAAUAAAUACUUUUAUAAAUA
Messenger RNA from Brienomyrus brachyistius, 3500 nucleotides. It is a transcript of the gene tnfsf11, whose product is annotated as TNF superfamily member 11. Gene Ontology annotation, molecular function: tumor necrosis factor receptor binding. Bases 486 to 1289 code for a protein of 267 amino acids. The record is from RefSeq and is a predicted model, not a curated record. The transcript is spliced from 4 exons. Gene Ontology annotation, biological process: immune response. Gene Ontology annotation, cellular component: membrane. Lineage: Eukaryota; Metazoa; Chordata; Actinopteri; Osteoglossiformes; Mormyridae.